Schistosoma curassoni is the source of this 3864-nucleotide messenger RNA. NCBI's taxonomy places the organism in Eukaryota, Metazoa, Platyhelminthes, Trematoda, Strigeidida, Schistosomatidae. The record is from the annotation of a GenBank genome assembly.
AUGAGUUAUCCACCAGAUGCUUCACGUUCAUGUCAUGAAGCUGAUGGACGUAGUGAUCGAAGCGGUGGUAGUGGUGGUGCAACUAGUGGGAGUGGGGGUGGGGGUGUUUAUGGAACAUUAUGCAGUGCAUUUGGAGGUAGCAACUGGUCAAGCAGUACUGCAUCAUAUGAAGUUGGACAUGAUCCCAUAAUUUCCGUAGCUCCAUCAAAUACAAAUGAACGGAUGAUUUCAAAUUGGAAGAAAUGGUCGUUAGGUUUGGAUUAUUUACUUCAAGAUAGUGAAGGUGUAGCCCUUUUUAAAUCUUAUCUUCAAUACGAAGGUUGUGCAAAUCUUCUUGAUUUUUGGUUUGCAUGUCAAGGUUUCCGGAGUAAAGUUGAUCCUUCUGAUCACCGAAAAAUAACUCAAUUGAUUAAAGCAAUUUAUCGUACGUACAUUAGAGGGUCUAGCAAUAGUCUUAAUUCUCAACCUCUCCUUUAUUUGGGGAAGCAACAGUCCACUCCUGUGCUACAAAACCGAAGUGAGCCUAUUCGUCUUAGGUCAGAGACUCGGCAUGCUAUCACAGAAAGAAUUUCACGCAAGCAUACUUUAGACCAAACUGUAUUCGAUUCGGCUCAAGCAGAAGUUGAACACUUCUUACGAACAACAGCAUAUCCUGCUUUCCUUAAAUCUGAUAUUUAUGUCGAUUUCCUACAAACAGCUCUGGAAGGUUCUAUUCGUAAAUUUCCUACGUGGGAACAAACGGUUUCUACCUCUUUAUUCCCAUAUACUGGUGACAAACAGUUAAGUACAGCUACUAACCUCCCAGAAUGCCCGUCAAACAUGGCAUUAGGAGGGAAAGUUCUUCCAACUUUAGAUGAGGAUCGUGAGUUGCAGUCCGAAGAACUAUCACUAUUGCACCCUUCAAGACAGGCUUGCAGACCUGCUUGUUGUCAAAUACUUUCAUUAACUGAUACAGCUGCUGUUACACCUGAUCAUGGUCAUUGUCAGCACUGUAAGAAAUGUCAGUUAUAUAAUCCAUGUUUACCACUGGAUUAUUCUCAACCUAUCCUAAGACCACCAUCGUGUUAUCAACAAUCGCCAGUUGUGCCUACUAGUUCGGCAGCACCUCUAACUAUGGAAAAUUUGCAAAUGACUCGAUUUUAUCGUACAGAGUUAUCGCUACAACGUUCUUAUUUUAAUCCAUCUCAAAAUCCUUACGUUACGAGACCUAAUCAAGAAGGUGAACCUGUUGGGCAUGCACAUGUAUCACGUGCAUACAGUUCAACUCCAUGGCGUUUUCACAAUCGCCCCAACUACGCUUACACUCACUGGGCAGAUGCGAUGUGUCCACCUUCUAUGGAUCCACGUUUAGGGAAUUUGCCCAGUCAACCGCCUAAUCCAUAUCAUAUCUCCUAUGCACCAGUUUCAGCACGUGACUCAGAACAUCAUAGUCUUUCAAGUGAUGCACGAACUGAUGAUACUCAUUCACAUACGGAUAGUAGCCACGACGGUGCUUGUAAUCGUUUACGUGCUCUUAAUCAUCGUUAUCCAAGCCCAUUCCAAUCAUCACGUUCUCAUAAUAACAAUAAUAAUAGUAAUAAUAGUAAACGUCAAAAUCAACUCUCCCAUCAUCAUCAUCAUCACCAUCAUCAACGUCAUCUAUCUACCGGUCCACAAGGGAAUAGUAGUGGUGUUGGUGAAUUAAUGGUGCAGUGUACAUCUCCUAAAUCAUCAUCAUUUCCAACUUCUUUUCAAAGUCGUUUACAACAAUCUAAUCCAUUUUGUCGAAGUCCGAUUGGGAUUGGUGGUGCUGGUGGUGAUAGUCGUAUCAAUUAUCCUUUGGAGACUUUUUCAACCAAUACAAGUUGUCCAAUAAGUACGGCUCCUAUUACUACUAGUAAUAAUGGAAAUAAUCAAGGGAUUGGAGAGAAAAUUGCUCAACACUCAACAACAGAUCCAAUUAUUAAUAAUAAUAAAUCACAACAGCAAAAACAUCAACGUCGUCUAGCUAGACGUGGUAUGAGUUCUCGUCCUUUCAGUGAUAAAACAAAACUACAUAAUAAUAACAAUUAUUGUACCGUUGGUAGUGCUGCCGCCGCCGCCGCCGCCCCUGUUGCUGGAAAUCCCACCGGAUUGAAUGUUCCAGUUAAACCAAGUAAUAAAUCAUCGACCAGUCGAUCAUAUAGCAUGGCUGAACAUGAUCCAAAAGCUUUUGCACAAAUUUUAUCAGAGAAACUACAACGUUUAUUAAAUAGUCAAUUAGUUACAGAACGUCUUGAUAAUCUUAUGAUUGAAACUAGUCCAAACAUUCAAGAAAGUCAAGAACAAGUGAAUGAAACUACCAAGUUAAUGAUUACAGAUUAUAAUAAUAACAAGUCUAAUAAAGAUGAAUCAUCUAUUAUUAGUAAUACUUCAACUGUUAUUACAUUCACAACAACUAAUUGUCCUAUUAUUACAAAUACUACUAAUAUUAAUGAAACUACUACUACUACUACUACUACUACUGACUUAACAAGUACUCAAUCAAAUUUCAUUCAUAAUCAAAUUACAUCAUCAACUGUUGCUGUUAUUACUACUCCUUCAGUACUUCAACGUCCAUGGGCUGAUAAGUUAUUAGCUGCUGCUCGUGUUCAACAUGAAAAUACACGUGAAAAUGCUCAAGCUAUUCUUGAAGAUCAUUGUUCAAGAAUAUGGGCUGCAUCAGCUGAUCGUACUCCAAGUAGUGGAGGAGGAGGAGGAGGGAGUGGCGAUGGAAGUAGAGGAGGUGGUCAUCUUCGUGAUGUUGAUGUUGAUGAUGAUGGUGAUAACAACGUUACUAAUGAUAUUGAUCAUCGUGGAAUUGGUAUAGAUCGUGGUAUGCAUUCAACUAGGCCUCAUGAUACUACUACACUAGAUGAUAACUCAUCUCAACGAAAUAUUUCAUUAGAUAUAAAUGAACGUUCAUUUAUAUCUCCAAUUAUCACAAAUUAUAAUCAUGAAUCAUAUUGUCCAUCUACUUCUUUAAAUUAUAAUAGACCAUAUAUUAGUAGUAAUAAUGUUGUUAUCGGUGAUGUCAAUUGGUCACAUCCAACUAAUAAUGAUAUAACAAAAUCACAACAAACACAUAAUCAUAAAUCAUCUUCUUAUUCUAUAGUUGAAAAUAAUUGGAUUAAUGAUGAAAAUACACAACUUAUGCCUAAUAAUAAUUCUAUAAAUUCAUAUAAUAAAUCUUCCAGUACAAUCGAUCCAUCAACUACAAAAUCAUUACCAGUAAUCGUUCCACCAUGGUUCGCAUCAUUUUCUCAAUCGAAAUAUUCUCACAAGACAUCAGAUAUUCAAUUACAUACACAUUAUACAGAGCAUUUAGUCGAUUCGAUUAAUACCACUAAUGCUGCAAUAUCUAUGCAUGAUACAGAUCGAACAGAAAAUAGUCCAGUUAAUAUUGGUAGUAGUAGUAGUAGUACCACUACUACUACUACCAGUACAACGACUACAGCUUCUACUACAACUAGCAGUACUAAUGAUCAUCAUCAUCAAGGUUCUGUUACAACUAACACCACAUCUCAAUCAACUCACUCUUCAUCAACAUCAGCUGUUUCUGGGACGUCGAAUUCCACACCGGGAAGUUCCGGUGUAGGUGUAUGUACCUCGUCCAAUUCACUUGUUAUAGGCUAUUAUAUGGGUGAUGAUCCGGUACCCUAUAGAAGUUUAUGGCCAUCAUCAGAGAUUACACUUGGUCAAUUUAAACAAUUAAUUCCAAAGAAAAAAGGUUUAUUCCGAUACUUUUUUAAGAAAGCAUCUGAUGAAUUCGAUUCCGGUGUAGUCCAUCAAGAGAUCACCAAUGAUGAUACUGUUCUACCUUUAUGGGAAGGUAAAAUUGUCGCCAAAGUUGAACGAAUUGAUUAA